UUGUGAUAACACUGAUGCAAUAUUAUGCUUAUGUGUAACUCUGGGUGUCUGUGUACGGUUACGUCUGUACUCUCUACACGAGUUACAACUCACCGAAUCACAACUAUGAUUAGCAUAAUUUAAGAUAUUAUUAUACAUAUUUUUAUACUACUCACUAAUAAAAUAAUUUCGUAUUCGAGUAUGACACUAUGUCAAUAAACCGGACGUAUUUGUUGGUUUUACGUUACAUCUGAAAUCGAGUUUAUUUUCAAAUACACGAAAAAAUGAUUACCACCAUCCAUACGAAAAUACAAUAGCCGAGCACAACAAAUACAAUUGAAGAACAAAUCAUUUUAAGCAGAUAACGAAUUUUAAGAGUUCAAUAAUAAAAUCAAGUGGUUCUAUUCAUCUAUAAAUAUGGAUGUUAAAUUGAGUUUAAUCCUAAUGCUAUCAUUUCCAUUUGUUACACCAAUCCGUUGGCUUAUGCAUCCAAAUACACAAAAAUGUUUACGUGAAGAACUCAGACAAAAUGUAUUGGUAAAAGGUGAUUAUGAGAUUGCACCAAUUGAAGGUCAGUUUAUGGAUUAUAUAGUUAGAGAUUCUAAAGGACACAUCUUGGCAAAUAAACAAGACAUUACUAAAGGGAAGUUUACGUUUAGUACUGAAAAUUAUGAUAUGUUUGAAAUUUGCUUUAAUUCCCGUGUACCUGGAUAUCAAAGAGGAACUUUGCAGGAGGUUUCAUUAAACAUUAAAACUGGCGUUGAGGCUAAAACAUAUGAGGGACUUGGAGAGGUGGCUAAAUUGAAACCUUUGGAAUUAGAUUUGAAAAUGUUGGAAGAUUUAUCGUCAUCUAUUGUCCAAGAUUUUUCUGAUAUGAAGCACCGUGCCGAAGAAAUGCGAAAUACAAAUGAAUCAACAAGCAGAAGAGUCAUUGGUUCAGUAUGUUCAGCAUUCUUUGUUUAUUCGGAUUAAGUGUAUGGCAGAUCUUAUACUUAAGGAGAUAUUUUAAAGCUAAGAAACUCAUUGAGUAGUAUUAAUGGAUGUCUAUUAAAAUUUUGUUUUUCUUUUACAGUCUUACAUUAAAAUAUAUAAUAUCAAUUGUAAUUGGAAGUUAAAUUGUCUUACCUAAUUUAUUUUAUUUUCUAUGAAAUUAUAUAUUUACACAUUUUAAUAAAAAAAUCAAUACAUUA
Messenger RNA from Aphis gossypii (cotton aphid), 1169 nucleotides. RefSeq names its product transmembrane emp24 domain-containing protein bai-like. The transcript is spliced from 2 exons. Gene Ontology annotation, cellular component: COPII-coated ER to Golgi transport vesicle; endoplasmic reticulum; Golgi apparatus. The record is from RefSeq and is a predicted model, not a curated record. The coding region runs from base 397 to 951 and encodes 184 amino acids. Lineage: Eukaryota; Metazoa; Arthropoda; Insecta; Hemiptera; Aphididae. Gene Ontology annotation, biological process: intracellular protein transport; Golgi organization; endoplasmic reticulum to Golgi vesicle-mediated transport.